ACCUUCCUCAACCUCAGACAACUGAGUGAACAGGUAGAUUGAUCUGAAUCCGCAAGGACAGCUAGGGAGUAUGUCGGAAUAUGAAAAUGUUGUUGGUGGGAAGCUGAAGCUGAAGGGAAAAGCCCUGGAUGUUAAAGCUGGUGGAGUCAAGAAGAAGAAGAAGCAGAAGAAGCAUUAUGAUGAAAUAAUUGAAGUCAAGGGGAAUGAGCUUUCAACAGGUGGAGGUACAGGGAUGCCCGAUACUAAUGAGGCUAUAAAUGAGGCCAACCAAUUGGGCGGGGAUGGAAAUGUUACUACUCAUAAUGAUCAUCUCACACCUGCUGAGAGGCGGUAUCAUGAGCAGAGGGAGCAAAUUGAACUCCGAAGGCUGGCCAAAACUUCCAAUAAAUCGCACCGUGAUCGCAUUCAGGAUUUCAACCAGUAUCUGGCAAAUAUGAGUGAGCACUAUGACAUUCCUAAAGUUGGCCCAGGCUGAGUUGGCAAACUUAUGAAUGCAAAUAUUGCCCAGGACUCAUCCAAGUAUGAAAUUUUAAUGGUCCUCUGUGGGUACUUGCCCCUGUUUCACUUAUGUCUGUACAGUGUAUAUUUUUCCAUUCUCCCAUUAACAGGAUUGUAUUGAUUUCUGCUGGUAUGAACUUUUAAAAGAAUUUUUGUGCAUUCUGAGAUCUAGUACUGCUGGUUGAUAGAAAUCUACUUUGCAAGUUUU
Telopea speciosissima is the source of this 706-nucleotide messenger RNA. Its product is annotated as protein FAM32A-like. The transcript has 3 exons. Gene Ontology annotation, cellular component: nucleolus. Lineage: Eukaryota; Viridiplantae; Streptophyta; Magnoliopsida; Proteales; Proteaceae. The record is from RefSeq and is a predicted model, not a curated record. Bases 71 to 475 code for a protein of 134 amino acids.